This is a messenger RNA of Brassica oleracea var. oleracea, 2569 nucleotides long. RefSeq names its product rhomboid-like protein 14, mitochondrial. Gene Ontology annotation, cellular component: membrane. Lineage: Eukaryota; Viridiplantae; Streptophyta; Magnoliopsida; Brassicales; Brassicaceae. Gene Ontology annotation, molecular function: serine-type endopeptidase activity; 6-phosphofructokinase activity. Gene Ontology annotation, biological process: glycolytic process. The transcript has 14 exons. The record is from RefSeq and is a predicted model, not a curated record. The coding region runs from base 485 to 2323 and encodes 612 amino acids.
CUUAAUUAGGCAAAAGAAGGAUUGGCUCUUGGGAGACACAUGUUGUCGUUUGCGUCUUCUUCUUCGUUUCAGAGCAACAGUUAGAGGAAUCGAAGAAAGAAAGAGGUGAAAAAGUUGAAGAUGUCACAUUCCAGAGAGAUAGAGCUCUGUACGAGAUAUUGAAAGAGAACAAAGACAAGAAGGAUGCUGAGUUUAACGAACGUUUCAAGCACAGUAGUAGUAAGGCUUCGGUUAGGAAGAAAUCUAUCGGUGUGGUUUUGAGAGUUUUCGAUAAGUAUCAUGAUGCUGUUAAGGUUUGUUUCAAACGUCUCGUUGAGAAUCUUGAGAGCUCUGAUGCACAGCUUCUCUCAGCUGUGGUUGGAGUGUUCUGUGAACUCACAUCAAAAGAACAACAUUGACAUUGCUACUCCAUCUCAUUCGCUGUCUUGGGGCUGUAAUUGAAGCCAUAAAGAGCAAAGGCAUAACUGCUAUUGGAGUUGCAGGGAUGUGUUGGGGUGCAAAAAUGGUGGUGGAAUUGUCUAAGCAAGAGCUUGUUCAAGCAGCUGUUCUGCUUCAUCCUUCUUUUGUCACGGUCGAUGAUAUCAAGGGUGGGAAGGUGCCAAUUGCUAUACUAGGAGCUGAGAUUGAUCAGUUGUCCCCACCAGCAAUCUUGAAACAAUUUGAGGAGAUUCUUGCUUCCAAACCCGAGCCAAUACUUUGUCAUUCCAUUGUGGAGAGGAAAUGGUUAUGGUACAAUGUUUGCUCAAGGUGUGUGGUAGCUUUAUCUGAAAGUUACUUUGGUUCUGGUUCUUCUUUCUGUAACCUGUUUCUUCUUUCUGUAACAGGUACUGAAGCUAUGUUUUCAAAUCUUGGCCAUUUCACCUCGGUCUCAAUCAGAGUAAGUGGAGGUUCCAUGUCUGAGUGCUGUACAUCAGUUCUCAGCCUUGCUAGUCAUCCUUUCAACAUAUGUCCAUGCUGGCCUUGUUUGUUACAAAUUCGUGAUGCUGUGCAAGCAAGAGCAGGACAAGACAAAAACCAUGGAGUCAUCCUAAUUCCUGAAGGGAUUGUUGAGAGUAUUCAUGAACUCUAUGCUCUGUUGAAGGAGGGUGUUCAUGCAGAUAACAUUUCUACUCAGCUGUCACCUUGGUCAUCUACGUUGUUUGAGUUCUUGCCUCCAUUCAUUAAGAAACAGCUUGCUUUCGCCUUUCUUGUGUACCCAUGUCUGGUUGUACAAUACAUGGGCCAGUCAGCUUUCUUAUCAAAGAACCUCGGUCUAUUUCCAACAAUUUUUACAGUUCAGUCCCAGAGGGAAAGAUUCAUAUCGAAACGAAUGGCGAAUUUUGGCGAAGGAAGAAGAAGAGGAACCGGAGGCAUGCUCCCACUGCUAGCAAUUAGCACCGUAGCAGAAUAUUACAGACUGCCGUGGAAACCGCCGGUGACGGCAGGUCUAUUAGCCGCGAACACUCUCGUCUAUCUCCGGCCCGCGUUUCUCGAUCCCCUUAUCCCUCACAUCAGCGAGGUCUGGUUCAAUCCAAACCUCAUCCUCAAGCACAAGGACUUGAAACGCUUCUUUCUAUCCGCGUUCUACCAUCUCAACGAGCCUCACCUAGUCUACAACAUGAUGUCUCUUCUCUGGAAAGGAAUCAAGCUGGAGACGUCCAUGGGAAGCACACAGUUUGCUUCUAUGGUCGUUACCCUUCUCGGUAUAUCGCAAGGAGUCACGUUGCUCUUAGCCAAGUCCCUCCACGUCUUCUUCGACUACAGGAGAGCGUAUUUCCACGAGUACUCUGUGGGAUUCUCGGGAGUACUCUUUGCUUUGAAGGUUGUUCUCAAUGCUCAGGCUGAGGAUUACUCCAGCGUGUACGGGGUCCUUGUCCCGACGAAGUAUGCUGCUUGGGCUGAGCUGGUUCUGGUGCAGAUAUUUGUGCCGAGGGCUUCGUUUCUUGGGCAUUUAGGUGGGAUUCUUGCAGGGAUUCUUUACAUGAAGAUGAAGAGGUCUUACUCGGGGUCUGAUCCUGUGGCUAUGGUGGUUAGAGGUGUCGCUAGAGCGGUGACGUGGCCGUUGAGGUUUCUGAGUAGUAUGGUUGGGUCUCGGAGGAGGAGGAUUACGGGGAGAGGAAGAGUGGGGAGAGGACAGAAUGGGAUUGCAGGACCUGGUAUCUGGAGAUGCCAGUCGUGUACGUUUGACAAUUCUGGUUGGGAAAGUGUUUGUGAGAUGUGUGGCUCGGGGAGGAGUAGAGGAAACGGAUGGUCAGUGAACCAGGGACAUGCACAUUCUUCAUCUUCUUCUAGUGAUCUUCCUUUAGAUGAGCUGCGGCGUCGGAGAGUAGAGAGGUUUAGUUAAUCUCUGGAGAUUUCUUAGAGCUGAGGAAGAAUUGUGAAUGAAACUUAAGCUGGGUCGUUCAUUGCAUUAGCUUAUGACUAGAGAGCUUAGUGGCGUUUCUUAAAUCUGUCUCUUCUCUUCUGUUGUUGAAGAUUUGGUUCUAUGUGUAUGGGUCUAUAUUGCAAGUACUUGGGUCUAAUUCUAGGGAAACACUGAAUCUUUCUGAUGAAAUUAAGUGCUUAUAGGAAAAAAAACUAUGUUUUUAUA